GAGCAGAGGGAGCGGAAGCGCCUUAGGCCGCCACGGGAGGCUGAGCGGGCCCAGGCACCGGCACCGACCCCACCGACCCACCGACCCACCGACCCAAGAUGCCGGCCUACCACUCUGCCCUCAUGGACUCGGACACCAAACUGAUUGGAAAUAUGGCUCUAUUACCUCUCAGAAGUCAGUUUAAAGGACCAGCCCCUAGAGAAACAAAAGACACAGAUAUUGUGGAUGAGGCCAUAUAUUACUUCAAGGCCAAUGUCUUCUUCAAAAACUAUGAGAUUAAGAAUGAAGCUGACAGAACCUUGAUAUACGUUACACUGUACAUUUCUGAAUGCUUAAAAAAACUCCAAAAGUGCAAUUCCAAAAGCCAAGGAGAGAAAGAAAUGUACACACUGGGAAUCACCAACUUCCCCAUUCCUGGUGAACCUGGAUUUCCACUUAAUGCAAUUUAUGCCAAACCUGCAAACAAACAGGAAGAUGAAGUGAUGAGGGCCUACUUACAGCAACUGAGGCAAGAGACUGGACUGAGGCUUUGUGAGAGAGUUUUUGACCCUCAGAGUGACAAGCCUAGUAAGUGGUGGACUUGUUUUGUGAAGAGGCAAUUCAUGAACAAGAGCCUUUCAGGCCCUGGGCAAUGAAAGAUGUGAACAGUACCAAGGAGAAGCAGCAACCACAGAGUUAAAGAGUAUUGCAGCAAGAUGUACACAGCUCUUUGCCUUUGUUUCAUAAAAAAUUAUAUUAAGGAAAUGAGAAAAUUCUGAAAAAAGAACAUGUGGGAAAAGAGUCCUUUGAAAAAAUUUGCAGUGUGAAGCUGGUGCUUAAUGAUGAUGAUGAUGGCAAUAAAAAAAAUCUAUGCUCCAUGUCA
Tachyglossus aculeatus (Australian echidna) is the source of this 862-nucleotide messenger RNA. RefSeq names its product actin related protein 2/3 complex subunit 3 (gene ARPC3). Gene Ontology annotation, molecular function: actin filament binding. Lineage: Eukaryota; Metazoa; Chordata; Mammalia; Monotremata; Tachyglossidae. Gene Ontology annotation, cellular component: cytoskeleton; Arp2/3 protein complex. The record is from RefSeq and is a predicted model, not a curated record. Gene Ontology annotation, biological process: regulation of actin filament polymerization; Arp2/3 complex-mediated actin nucleation. The transcript is spliced from 7 exons. Bases 99 to 635 code for a protein of 178 amino acids.